AUGCUUCUCAAUCAAUGCGCAGAAGAGACGAUGAUAGAAAAUUCCAUGGAAGGAUCUUCUUCCAUGGUGUUAUUUUCCUCCGAUGAGGAACCUUUCUCCGAGGAAGCUGUACAACACUAUUGCCUCUUUAAACGCCAGAUGAUCGAGAGCAAGGGAUUUUACGGGGAUCCAGCGCUUAAGCCAUUUGAUCAUUACAUAGGUAUAAAACCAAUGGGUUUACAGAGGUAUAAAACAGAGACCAUCUCUUCCCAAUAUGCGCUUACUGAUAAAGACUUUCGCGCAUACUGGGAAGACAUGGUCUAUGUUUGUCUCCAAAAACUCAACCAAGACAAGGAAUCGAAUGUGGAGUUGGUUGAAAUUGUGAGAGGUUAUUAUCGCGCAGGACCGAGAUCAAAGUCAUACAUUACAUUUAUGGCGAGGGAGAAACCGGAUGGACCUCUUGUGGAGUAUCAAGCCAAGUGUAUGAACAGAAGAAGCAUCGUAAGAAGAAGACGAUGUCGAUGUCGGAGAAGAGAUAUCGUGAAGAGAAGGGUCAACGACAAAGAAGAGAAGUGUAAAUGGGCUGCAGAUGGAUUAAGGGCCCAAAUGAAGAAUGUGUUUUGUGUGGUGGGCCUGCAAAAAACGAUGUUGAGAUUGAAGAAGGCAGAGAUGGCAGCUUUGAUGAACAGUACUAUUCAUCUUGAACUUUCCUCUGAUGAGCAGCCUUUAUCGGACGGGGAGGAGGCAUUAGAAAACUCUCACAUCGUUAAAUUCAAAAAUCAGGGUUACACAAAGCUCUCAAAGAGAUUACAAGAAGAAGCUCAAGAGAAGACAAAAUCUGCAAAGAACAUGAACUGUGUUUCCCAAGUGUCGGAUCGUAUGAUUUUGAAAACCGCUCUUCAAGGCCUCAGUAACAAGGACUGGUUUGUAUCAGUCGACCUCUUUCGUCUCCCCGAGUAUGGCAUCGAUGGCGUCAGGGAAGGUGGAGAGAGGGCAUCAGCUAUACAGAGACGGCAAGUACAAGGAGGCGCUUCUAUUCUAUACGGAGGCUCUUACUGCUGCUAA
Arabidopsis thaliana (thale cress) is the source of this 1044-nucleotide messenger RNA. RefSeq names its product Cystatin/monellin superfamily protein. The transcript is spliced from 9 exons. NCBI's taxonomy places the organism in Eukaryota, Viridiplantae, Streptophyta, Magnoliopsida, Brassicales, Brassicaceae. The record is from RefSeq and is marked reviewed. Bases 1 to 1044 code for a protein of 347 amino acids.